This is a messenger RNA of Pectinophora gossypiella (pink bollworm), 1849 nucleotides long. RefSeq names its product C-type lectin domain family 4 member E-like. The record is from RefSeq and is a predicted model, not a curated record. The transcript has 7 exons. NCBI's taxonomy places the organism in Eukaryota, Metazoa, Arthropoda, Insecta, Lepidoptera, Gelechiidae. Bases 87 to 1055 code for a protein of 322 amino acids.
UCCUGUUUAACUUUCCUUAAUUAUUUAGUAUAAAAAGAUUAAUUAAAUAAUUUUGCACCACAAAUAGAUUGGAAGCUGUUUUCGACAUGUUUUAUAUAUUAGUGUUGUGUGUUUUGUCCUACAAUUCUGUAACAGAAUGUAUGGCCAAUGGAGAGUUUCGUUCGGACUACACUUACUACAACAAAGCGGGGGGUUGGCUCAAGUUACACAUGGUGCCAGCUAACUGGCACGAUGCAAGACUCAGGUGCCAACUCGAAGGAGCUGUCCUAGCGUCGCCAUUGAAUCCAGAGUUAAAGUCAAGUAUGAUUGACAUUAUGGGAAAAUUCGAUCCCGUGUAUACUGGAAUUCACUCUACAUUCUCCAAGGGAGAUUUCUUUUCUAUAGAAGGUGUCCCUUUGUCUGCAAUUCCUGCUGUUUGGAAACACUACUACGUAGACAGCUACGCUGAUGAUGAAGGCUGCAUCAUCAUGCGUGGCAACGAACACAUGGGUGACUUCAAGUGCUCCAACGUCAACUAUUUCAUCUGCUACAAGAGAGCUGACAACAAAACGAUCACACAGAAUGAGUGUGGCACUACUGACAGCGAAUACAAACUGUCAACGGUAACCGGGAGCUGCUACAAGUUCCACCGCACUCCACGGACCUGGUCACGAGCGUACAUGGCCUGCGCCGCGGAGGGCGGCCACCUGGCCAUCAUCAACAGCCAGGCAGAAGCCACCGUCCUCAGUGGAAUCUUCCGUUCUGUUCCCGCUAACGACCUCACCAAGAUCGUCGGUGGUACAGUUACUGUGGCGCAUAUAGGUUUCCAUGACUGGGGCGAGCACGGAGACUGGCUGACGAUUCAUGGUCAAACCCUCAAGGAAGCUGGGUACAAUUCCUGGUCCCCCGGUGAACCAAACAACGUGACCACCGCCCAAACAGGGUGGGUUGGGGAAUACUGUGGAUCCAUUUACACUAGUGGGCUGUUGAAUGAUAUCUGGUGCGAUUACGCCGUCGGAUUCAUCUGCGAGAAGGACCCAAGUAGCUUGGCUGUGAAAUUCCAACAAGAUAACUAACCCUUACUCUUAACCCUUCGAAGCCGAAUGCGAAAUAAAUUCAUCAUCAUCAAUUUAAGAGCGACGCUCUUGUCGGUGUAGCAUUCUCCAUUCCAGUCUAUCAAAGGCCAAUUCCUUGACUUCCCUAUAAGACACGACGUCAACCUUUUCUUUAAUCUGUUCCACGUAAGCUCUUCUUGGUCUUCCCCUUCCUCUCUUUCCUUCUAGCUUUCCUUCUAUGAUGUUUUUAAUAAAUACGAAAUAAAUUAGGGCGAAGUAUUCCACCAAGGCCGCGCUCUUGUAUUUAAAACUAUUCGUAUAUCAUACAUAUAAUAUAAUGAAUCAAUCAAUCAAUCUUAUUCUGUGGUGUGGGUUGUGAGGUAGAUUACCAACCUCAUCAACCCUGGUGUCAGGGUUACUAUUGAGCCGACAAAGGCCCCUGACAUGACUCAUGUAUCGACUACGUACAUACAUCAGUAAAAAGUAACCGGGACCAACGGCUUAACGUGUCUUCCGAAGCACGGAUCGUCUUACUUUCGGACAGUCAGGUGAUGAGCCUAUAAUGUCCUAAUCAAACUAGGGAUCACGAAAUGAUUCAAUCAAUCAAUCAAUAACUCUUUAUUGCACAAAAACAUAAACUGAGGACAUGUACAGACGAACAAAUGUAUAAUUACAAUGCAUAAUAAUAAAGUUUUAGAUUCUGAAAAAAAAAUAGUUAAGGAUCUCCGCUAGUCAAAAUCGCAUUCAGACGAUAUCAUGAGUUUCACUCGAUAAAAAACCAGUCACUUUUUAAAUAAAUACCUACCUGAGGUAAA